UGUUGCCAGGUUGGUAAGGAUAUUCACCAAGCAAGUGGUUCACUGUAGCUUGUGUUGGUUAACCAGUGUAGUUUGUUAGCUGCCAGGCUAGCUUUAGACACUGCUAACACAUACAUUACUAUGGCUUUUGGGUUCUGCCUUGGUGUUUCCCUACUCCUGUCUGUGUGGCCCACUGCACAAUGUUCUGGCAUUAUUGAAGGAGCUCUUCAUAUGGAGUGUCGUGAUCGUUACUUCAUGAUAGCUGUUGAUCUCUCCUUCACUGGGGAGGAACCCCUCUUUGAGGCUGUUGAUGGGACAGGUGUGUACGCCAUCACUGAGCAGUAUGCGGCUCAGUGUGGCUACAGGGUCGUUCUUCUCCCUCUACCGGGCCGUGUGGAGCUCAGAGCCUCUUACUUCAGCUGUCACACUGACAACAAGGAUGAUGAGGUCUUCACAUUUAACUUCAACCUGAUUGCGACACAUGAAGGAACGGAGGACUCCUACGCUCUGAACCAGACCUGUUCUCCGUCUCUCCCCUGGUCUCCUAGAGAAAUUACCUGUGAGGAAAACUACAUGGAGGUGUCUGUGAGGAGUGAAGUCACCUGUCCCUCUAGGACAAUAAAAGAUGACUGGAAUGCUCUCAAACCUGCACACCGCUCCACAACUUCAGACUGGCAGGUGAUGUUUCAGAGAAAUGAAGAGCAGUUGCCACCCAUGAACCUCUCUGAAGUUCGCAAUCGGGGCUAUGAGUAUGACUUGACCGAUGGAAGGCUUGUGUUUCGUACUCCGUAUGCACCUGACUCAUUCAGCACUGAGGUGAAUGGUGUUCCAGUAGAGGCUUUCCAUGCAACUCUGUUCUCCAGACAAAGCUGGGUGGUCCUCAUGGUCGACCUGGUGGCUGCUUGCUCCAUGCAUGAAGGGUCUUAUGACGGAGGCUACAUGAUGUGGGAGAAUCCUGAGGCGCUGCACCCGCUUUUGUCUGGUCUACAUGAGACUCGGGUCAACAUUGGCCUCAAUGGUGAACUAGUGGCGCAGCCAGUUGCAGAGGAGAGAGGCUACAUUGUGGAGAAGAACAACACCACAGUCGAGAUCAGCAUCCCCUAUAAUGCUGAAGGAGGAUACAGGAAGAGCUUUGUGAAUGGCGAUCUCUACGAGUUUUAUGUAUUUCAUCUGUACUUGGAGCAAAUCCUGGAUGAUGAGGAUCAUGUAGAAACCAGACAAAGAUUUCAAAGGACUCUGUCCACUCCCUUGCUGCUGCGCCCCAUUUUCACUGAAAACCAAACUGUUCCUGAGGAGCUUAUGUUCACGGUCUACCUCGGAGACGUCCCUGAAGAUGUAGAGUUGGCUGCUGUUCAUUUGAAUGGACAAGAAUUUGCAGUUCCCUUUACAAACACAAGCAGCCACAACAUCACUAAAAUUGUUCACCCCAACAACACUCAUGGCUACACUCUGAAGGUGCCUUUUGAUGACCCUGUUGUUGUGCAGAGGUUUUCUAAAGAAGAUGCAGUUCUUCAGUAUGGGCUGGAUGUCAACUUCACACUGACGGUUUUGCCUGAAAACGAGUCUUUUUACCAACUGGUGUUUCUUGUGGCAUUGUUCACAGAUGUUUCUCCUCCAGCCUUUGCUGCUGUCUGCACUGAGUCCGGCAUCAUCUUCAAACUGGACCGCCGGCCUUUUGACUACCUGUGGGACAUCGGUAUCGGCUCAGACCUGCUGACGCCGGAGCUGGCGGCUCAGCGCGGCUACAUCAUGAGCAACGAUAGCCAGAGUCUGAUUUUGGAGGUGCCGCUCUUCUCUCUCGGCUACAAGUACAAGGAUGUUACUUUGAAGGGCUUCUUUGGCACCUUCGAGAUCCUGAUGCGGGAUCAUGAGACAUCAAAGGUCCAGAGCUCGACUAUCAAGACUUGUCCGUUCUCUACUACUGAACUCAUUAUGUGUUCAAAUGAUGGGAGGUUCACUGUGGUGGCAAACUUGUCUCUGCUCAUCCCAAGUGGAGAAUUUCUUGCAAGAUUCAGCCUGGUCAACAAAUACUGUGGAGCCAGAGAGAGGGACAGCACCAGGGCUCUGUUCUCCUUUUCAGUCAACAGCUGUGGAUCCACUGUCAAUCUCAACAGGGAUAAUGUGACUUAUCAAAAUGAGAUUCUCUAUAGCGGGAAGACCUUCUUCAGUACGAGUAAGGUAGUUUCUGAUGAUGCUACGGAGAGGGUGAUAAUACAGUGUACAUAUCCUCUGGCUGGUCUUCAUCGCCUCUUCUCAGUGUUUAGGUUUGAGUCUGACACACCUGGUCUUGGCAGCAUCAUCCACACUACACAGCCCACAGCAGGUCUACAGAGUCUCACCAUCAAGCCCAGUGCGGCAAUUAAAAUGACACCUGCUAGUCAACAAGUAUACCUGCCUGCCAUCCACCCCCCUGCUCGCUACAUCAAAGUUUCAAGAUUUCAACAGCUUAACCAUAUCAUGGGAAAAGGAGCACAAAGAACCUUGCAAAAGAAAGUAAAUCCUGCUCUUAUUUGAAGGAAGUGUAAUUUUUAAAAACAUCUGCAAU
Molecule: messenger RNA, 2524 nt
Organism: Anoplopoma fimbria (sablefish)
Lineage: Eukaryota; Metazoa; Chordata; Actinopteri; Perciformes; Anoplopomatidae
Source: RefSeq, a predicted model, not a curated record